UAGGACACAUCACUUGCCUGCACAGAACCAUUCUGCCCCCACCAUGGCUACCUUCGUGGAGCUCAGUACCAAAGCCAAGAUGCCCAUCGUGGGCCUGGGCACCUGGCAGUCUCCCCCAGGCAAAGUCAAAGAGGCCGUGAAAGCGGCCAUUGAUGCAGGAUACCGCCAUAUUGACUGCGCCUACGUCUAUGAGAACGAGAAAGAGGUGGGGGAGGCCAUCCAGGAGAAGAUUCAAGAGAAGGCGGUGAAAAGGGAGGACCUGUUCAUUGUCAGCAAGCUAUGGCCUACCUUCUUUGAGAGACCUCUCGUGAAGAAAGCCUUUCAGAAGACACUCCAGGAUCUGAAACUGGACUAUCUGGACAUCUACCUUAUUCACUGGCCUCAGGCAUUACAGGCUGGAAAGCAAUUUUUACCCAAAGAUGAUAAAGGCAUUGUCCUCCCCGGUAAAGGAAACUUCUUGGAUGCCUGGGAGGUCAUGGAGGACCUUGUGGAUGAGGGGCUGGUGAAAGCCAUUGGGGUCUCCAACUUCAACCACCUGCAGAUUGAAAGACUCUUGAACAAACCUGGACUGAAGCACAAGCCAGUGACUAACCAGGUCGAGUGCCACCCAUACCUCACGCAGGAGAAACUGAUCCAGUACUGUCAGUCCAAGGGCAUUGCUGUCACUGCUUAUAGUCCUCUGGGGUCCCCGGACAGACCUUGGGCCAAGCCAGAUGAACCUUCCCUACUGGAGGACCCCAAGAUUAAGGAGAUUGCUGCAAAGCACAAAAAGACCUCAGCUCAGAUUCUGAUCCGGUUCCUCAUCCAGAGGAAUGUGGUCGCGAUCCCCAAGUCUGUGACCCCAGCACGCAUCAUUGAGAACUUUAAGGUGUUUGACUUUCAGUUGAGUGAUGAGGAGAUGGCGACCAUCUUCAGCUUCAACAGGAACUGGCGGUUAUGCGACACACAGUACAUGUCUCAUUUGGAUGAAUUCCCCUUCCACGCUGAAUACUGAAGCUGAGAUCCUGGUAAAAUCACACUGUUGUUUUUCACCACAAUCCUAUGUUAACCAAGUUUACCAGAAAUCAUAGAUUCUAAAAGCCAGAGCCUUUACAUUGUUGUAUGUAGAGCAGUAUGUUCUACCAGGAGCAGCUAAUCCUUCACCUGAUCACAAGGAACUGUGUUAACUGUGAGGAUGCAAAGAUUUAAAAACAAUAAAGAAAAAAAAAAAAUAAUCAA
Messenger RNA from Talpa occidentalis (Iberian mole), 1218 nucleotides. Its product is annotated as aldo-keto reductase family 1 member B10-like. Lineage: Eukaryota; Metazoa; Chordata; Mammalia; Eulipotyphla; Talpidae. Bases 44 to 994 code for a protein of 316 amino acids. The transcript has 10 exons. The record is from RefSeq and is a predicted model, not a curated record. Gene Ontology annotation, molecular function: aldose reductase (NADPH) activity. Gene Ontology annotation, cellular component: mitochondrion; cytosol.